Pyrus x bretschneideri (Chinese white pear) is the source of this 1506-nucleotide messenger RNA. Its product is annotated as heterogeneous nuclear ribonucleoprotein 1. The record is from RefSeq and is a predicted model, not a curated record. NCBI's taxonomy places the organism in Eukaryota, Viridiplantae, Streptophyta, Magnoliopsida, Rosales, Rosaceae. Gene Ontology annotation, cellular component: nucleoplasm. Gene Ontology annotation, molecular function: RNA binding. Bases 112 to 1149 code for a protein of 345 amino acids. Gene Ontology annotation, biological process: regulation of gene expression. The transcript has 6 exons.
AUAGAUAAUGAGCAGAGUGUUUUUUUUCCACUUUUUGGUUCCUCGUUGGCUCUAAAAAACCAAAAUUCGCUGGUAAUUUCAGGAUUUUCGACCACUCAAAUCCCGACGGACAUGGCUUACAAGAAGAGUAACUAUAACCCUCUCUCCGGCGAUGGUGCUAGCCCCGGAAAGAUCUUCAUCGGUGGUUUAGCUAAAGACACCACUUUGAAUACCUUCGUUCAGUACUUUGAGAAGUAUGGGGAGAUAAUUGACUCUGUGAUCAUGAAAGACCGCGAAACUGGUCGACCUAGGGGGUUCGGGUUCAUCACCUACGAGGAUCCUGCUGUUGUUGACCAAUUAAUUGAAGAGACUCAUGUGAUCAACGGAAAACAGGUUGAGAUAAAGAGAACCAUUCCAAAGGGGGCUGGUCAGGGAAAUGAUUUUAAAACAAAGAAAAUUUUUGUUGGCGGGAUUCCACCGACCUUUCCUGAAGAUGAGUUCAAAAGCUUCUUUUCACAAUUUGGUAAGGUGGUGGAGCAUGAGAUCAUACGUGAUCAUGUCACUAAGCGCCCUCGAGGAUUUGGAUUUGUUGUAUUUGACAGCGAUCAUGUUGUUGAUAAUGUUCUCGCAAAUGGAAAUAGGAUUGAUAUGGCAGGUACACAGGUUGAGAUCAAGAAGGCUGAACCAAAGAAGGCCUCAAACCCCGCACGUGUUCCUGCAUUUGGUACUGACUCUAGGGCACACCCUUACAAUGAUAGAUUCGGUGCAUUUGGCGACCCCAUGAGUAGUUUCGGUCCUGGUGGUUAUGGCCCUCCUCCUUAUAGGUCACUUGGACGUUUUGGCAGUAGGUUUGGUGAUUAUGGUGGAUAUCCAGAUACUACUGAUUUUGGAGGUGGUUUUAGAGGUGCAUUUUCUGGUUAUCAUGGGGAGUCAUCAUUCGGCUAUCCUAGUCGCUUUGGUUCCUACGGUGAAGGGCUUGGCGGGGGAUAUGAUGGUAGUGGGUUAGGUGCAUAUGGGCAUGAAGUUAGGGGCUAUGGUGGUUACGAUGGUUCAGGCUCUGGUGAUGGCUAUGAUUCAGGCCCUGCUGCUACUUAUGGUGGGCCUCGAGGCAUGUAUGGUAGUAGGGCAGGUUAUGGUGGGAGUAGUCGUUACCAUCCCUACGGAAGGUAGAAUUAUGCUUAAGCUUCCCAAUAGGUGUUGCAUGCAGGUUACUGCAAGAGGCUCUAAGCUAGGAGAUCAAAUCAACCAUUAGUUUGUUCGAUGGUCUACUCUAUCGCACGGACAACCAAAGUUAGAUCAUCACUAAUUUAGAGACCUCUGUCGUUUAUCAGUUAGGCAUCUUAUUGUCGUCGUAUGUUGGGAUUUAGAAACUUACUGUUAUGUUGUAACAUAUUUUUGGUAGAAUCAGCCUAGACUAGAGUUAUCUGCCUAUUAUCUUUCGUUGCAUUGGUUUCUCUAUAGUGUGCACAGUGUGAAAUAUUCAAAUUAGUUUUAACUCUUUUGUUAAUAUGCAGCUACCUUCAGUGA